Erythranthe guttata (spotted monkey flower) is the source of this 936-nucleotide messenger RNA. RefSeq lists its product as hypothetical. The record is from RefSeq and is a predicted model, not a curated record. Lineage: Eukaryota; Viridiplantae; Streptophyta; Magnoliopsida; Lamiales; Phrymaceae. Gene Ontology annotation, biological process: mitochondrial respirasome assembly.
ACUAAUUGAAAAAGAAGUGUAGCCCAACCAUACUUCUCCAUUACAGCUCUAGCUGGUUUAACGCCGGCCACAUCACGUGCAAAUUCUUUUUUAUCUCUUUUCUUUUAUUCCCAAUCUUCUUAAUACUACUCUCUCUCUCUCUCUCUCUACUCUCUCUCUAAAUCAGAUUGCUUCACUACUUAAUCUCCUUCCCAAAUCUGAUUCAAACCUCUGUGUUCUUCAUUGUUCCGAUACCCAGCCCUAAAUUACACAAUGAGAGAAAGGAAAUCUGCAAAAUUGAAUAUUCAACAACAACAGCAGCAGCAUCAGAAUGGACAUUUAUCUCCAUUUAAAUUGGCGAAACUGUUAGAUCCUGAUGCUUCUUGGGACAAGGAUCAGCUUGGUGAUGUACUACAUUGGAUUAGACAAGGAUUAGCGCUUCUGUGUGGACUACUAUGGGGUGCAAUUCCGUUAGUUGGAGGCGUCUGGUUUCUCCUGUUUUUGGUGUUAUCGAGUGGGAUUAUCUAUGCAUAUUACGCUCUUGUACUAAAAGUUGAUGAAGAAGAGUUUGGAGGUCACUGGGCACUUCUUCAAGAGGGGGUCUUCGCUUCAAUUUCCCUCUUUCUGCUUGCUUGGAUUCUAGUAUACAGUUUGGCACACUUUUGAUUGGCUCUCUCUACACAAGGAACUUUUUACUCUCUUACGAGGUGAAAUUCGUGUGCCUUAUCGGAUAUUUUGGGGAUCUAUCUACCCUUCAGUGUGCAUUAUUAACAGGGAUAGGCUUUUUAUCUUCCAUGUAUUUUUUGUUUAUUUUUUUAUGUUUCAGCUUCAGAUUUUGUUUCUUUUUUUGUUCAAUUUUUUGAGGUAUGAUUUUCUGUGCUGCAUCGCCACAGAAUGAAAACCUGUUCGGUCUUUAAUAAAACACUAAUUCUAUGUUCGUUCUUUAGCAAACUAUUC